AACAGCGGAGAAACAGCGUGGUCUGUAAUACUGUGGAGCUUUGGGAGCCAACCAGAUGGCAUCUUCUACUUCUGUGCCUGUAGGUUUCCACUAUGAGACGAAAUAUGUUGUCCUCAGCUAUUUGGGUCUCUUAUCCCAGGAGAAGCCUCAGGGACAGCAUUCUCUGCCAACUCAAGAUCCAUCUACAGGCUCCCAGGCUUUAGAUAAGGAGGUUCUGGAGAAAGUUAAAGCAGAAAUUGAGGAAGAACUGAAACAUCUUGAUGAAGAAAUUUUGGAAGCCCCUUAUAAGUCUCUGUUUUGGUCUCUUGUCUGCAGGCCAGUGACUUAUCAGGAAUACAGGGAAAGGACGCAGGAGGCAGCAGCCCUUGCCACUGGAUGGAGCAAGGUUUUAGUGCCUUUGGUGAUACUUCAGCAGUUCUUAAUGGAGCUCACAAGACGGGGCCAGGAGCCACUUGGCGCACUGCUGCAGUUUGGCGUGACCUACCUAGAAGACUACGUCGCAGACUACGUCAUCCAACAAGGCGGAUGGGGCACUGUCUUUAGUUUGGAUUCUGAAGAGGAGGAGUACCACGGGAUCAUCGCCGAGGACAGCAAUGACAUCUACAUCCUAACUAGCGACCACUCGGGACAGGUGAGCCCUCCCGAGUCGCCCACCGUGACCACGUCUUGGCAGUCCGAGAGCCUACCCGUCUCCCUGUCCGCUAGCCAGAGCUGGCACACCGAGAGCUUGCCCGUGUCUUUGGGGCCCGAGUCUUGGCAACAGGUGGCCAUGGAAACUGAAGAAGUGAAGAGUUUGGACAGCAACGGAGGUGGGGAAGAGAGGAGUGAAAACAACUCCUCUAACUCUGAUAUUGUCCACGUGGAGAAGGAGGAGAUACCAGAGGGGGCUGAGGAAACGCCCUCUGAAGCGGCUCUUCAGACUGAAACGGCAAAGCAGGUUUCCACAGAUGCGCCAACUGCCUUGCUCGAGGAGGCGGCGGAAGCCGAAAUUGUGUCGCUGAAAGCAAGCCUCUCUGCAGAGCUGCCUGCCGAACAGCAGCAGGCGGGAAAGGCGGUAGUGGAGCUAGAACCUGAAACUCCAGCAUUGAGUCAGCCUGCUAAGAAACCGUCUCCUGUAGAGGACAAGGCCGCCUCCAGACCUGAGAGAAUACUGCCCCCAGAGGAGGAACUGGAGGCCAGGAAGGAGGGCUAUUCGGAAGAAAAGGAAGAGAAGUCCCCCGCGGGAGAAGAGAAACCCAUCCUCCUGCCAGAAGGCAAAUCGAUUCUGCUAUACGGCGGGGCCGCUGCGGUGGCCAUCCUGGCGGUGGCCGUGGGCGUGGCACUGGCUUUGAGGAAGAAGUAACGAACUUCGCACUCAGAUCCACAUUUAGUUGCAUUGACUGACGGUUGCGAUGCCGACGUUUAGGGGGGAUUUAUGUAACUUAAAAGGGUGGUGGGGCAAAAGGUGUACACUGUAAGUUUUAAGCCUAGGGACAAUCAUGUUCUUUAGUGGACUGGGACUGGAGCUUCCUGAUGAAACCUAUAGGGGGUGUCAUUUUUUUAAGAAAACAAACCCCCCCACACAUGUAAGUAUCUGUGUACAAAUGAGGAAAGUGAAAUGUUUAUACACUGGAAACUGGAACUAAAAAUUCCAGAGGAAUGGGAGAGUUGGUGGCUACCUCCUGGAGGUUCUCCUUACAUAGCUGCUAUUGCAGCGUUUUUGGUUCCCCAUCCGCCUCUUGAACGAGAGGUGCCUCCGUCGGUAGCAUGAGGCUGGUCUCCCUUUUCUGCCUCAGCUUCCUCAGGCGCACUGCGCUGCUCCUGUUGGCCCCCCAGUUCUCUUUUAAACCCCAAUGGGGUAGUGCUUCUUCAAUACCUCUUUGCUUUCUAGUUUUUCUGCCUCCCCCCCCCUCCCCAAUGCUUCCUAAGGCCCCAACCUUCAAAAACUCUGCUGCUCUCUCUAGUAGAGUUCGCAGCGUUCUCUAAUGGUGGGUGGAGGAAGUACGUUUCCCAGAGGUGAAUUGGGAUGGUGUUGUUGGGGGGAAAGGUAGAUGUUCUUAGGAACCGCCCCCCCCCCCCGAACCCAUGUGUAUUUGUCAUUCUGGUGAUCACCGUUGAUGUGACUCCUCUCCCCUUUAACCCCUACGGCUUUAUUGCAUUUGUUUUGGUCGGGAAAAGGAUCUGAUCAAGUUCUUGUAAUGGAUGCAAAGGGUGAUGAUGGAAAUGUUACUACCCAGUAUUCAUAAGCAAAGAACCUAAUAUUAGCCUGAGGGCUAAUCUGGCACCAUUUGUGGAAUAACUUAAGCACGGACUUGCUCCACCUCUUCUGCAUUUGCACAAAGUUCAAGGGUGGGUUGCAAUUUAGCCUUAAACUGACCUUGGCCACUGCCACAUGAGCAAAUGCAAGGUCUUCCAAGAAAACGGUCUCCAGUCUGAACCGCAUGAUGCUGUACCUUCCAGUUAAUUCCCUAGCUCCUGAGUGAUGACAAGCCAGCAGUCUCGUGCAGCUCGUGUGGACCUCUUGGGUGAGUGUUAUGUGGAGAGUUUGGAGAAGUACACAGAAAAGGUGGAUGAAUGAAAACCAAAUAUUAUUUUUCCUCCAGACUUGUUUAAUCUUGGCCUGUGACGUGGUAGAUAUAUCCCCCCUCUUUCACACACCCCUUUCCAUUUAGUCUCUCAUUAAAUGAUGCUGAGGAAUCCCCUCCCUCCUUCCAUUCCU
This is a messenger RNA of Gekko japonicus, 2698 nucleotides long. RefSeq names its product BCL2 like 13 (gene BCL2L13). NCBI's taxonomy places the organism in Eukaryota, Metazoa, Chordata, Lepidosauria, Squamata, Gekkonidae. Bases 56 to 1342 code for a protein of 428 amino acids. Gene Ontology annotation, biological process: regulation of apoptotic process; apoptotic process. Gene Ontology annotation, cellular component: mitochondrion. The record is from RefSeq and is a predicted model, not a curated record. The transcript has 5 exons.